CCUUCCUCUGGAGAAAAAUCGGAGUAACGUGUGCCGGGAGUCCCCAUUCAUUAAAAAAAGGCCAAGGUCGAGUCACCGCGCGUCUUUCGGGCAGAGGAGCGUCUGUGGAGGGGCUGAGGCCGGAGAGAAAUGUUCAAGGGUUACGGAGGGGGAAGAGCACCUCCUCCCGGAGCUCAGAGGCCAAGUUUACCUGGUUUGGCAUCCGCAGUUCGCCCAGGAUCGCAGCAGCAGAAAUUCCCGUCGGAUCUGGGAGCCAGCGGCAGCAGCACCACCGCCCCCUUCAUCCCCAACCUGAACACCAUCACCCCCAGCCACAACCUGCAGUGGAUGGUCCAGCCCGCCCUCAUGGGCGCCUCCUCGGGAGUCCCUCCUUUCCCCCGGCCCUACCGCUGCCCGCACUAUGCAGCGGGCAUCCGUCCCGGCGUGAUACGGACCACAGGCCCCGGCUUAGCGCCUCGGAGGCGUCACUCUGAGCAUCUCACCCCGGAGGAGGAGGAACGACGGCGUCUGCGGCGGGAGAGGAACAAGCUGGCAGCCGCCAAAUGUCGCAAUCGGCGGAAAGAGCUGACUGACACGUUGCAAGCGGAGACGGAUCAAUUGGAAGCUGAGCAAUCGGGGCUCCGGAAGGAAAUUGCGGAGUUGCAGAAGCAGAAGGAGCGCCUCGAGUUAGUCCUGGAAGCCCACCGGCCCGUCUGCAAGAUCUCGGAGGAGUCAUCCGGAGACGAGGAGGGGAGCCAAGGCCGGCCACUGGCCCUCUCUCAGCCGCCGGUCAAGCGGGAGUCCCCCCCAGCACCCAGUGGCUCUCGCCGGACGGCUCCAGUGCCCCCCAGCAUCACUUUGCCCCCCAGCGGCCUGCUGGAGCCCGAAGCCCUGCACACCCCAACCCUCAUGUCCACUCCGUCUUUUACCCCCUUCACCCCCAGCCUGGUCUUCACCUACCCAGCGCCGGGUGACCCCGACGGGCCCUCGGGGUCCGGCUUUCCUUCGGAGCCCUGCUCCUCUGCCCACCGAAGGAGCAGCAGUGGCGAUCAUUCCUCGGAUUCGCUCAAUUCUCCCACCUUGCUGGCGCUUUGAGGAAUGAGCUCUUUUGGGCUGCUUUGAACCUUGGCUGCGUUUUUUGGGGGUCGAAGGAGGUAUUCCUUCUUCCCUGGUUCCUUUCGUGGUGCCAAAUUCCCUUGGGUCCCACUUGUGAGACCCUGGUUUCCAUCUGUAGUUACAGGCCUCUUGCUUACCCGCCCAGACGCAGGAAUCAAGUUGCUAGUCCUCAAGGGUAGCCAUAAAGCACUUUUAUUUUGUCAAGAGAACCUGCGUUCUGGAAAACCUGAACUGUAACCAGUGUUAUGUUCUUUCACCAGAAAUGAAACACUAAAAUCUCUCUUACACACAGUGCUUACAGGCCUCUUGUCCCUGCACUCGUGUGUAGGGCCCAAGGGGCUAGUCCUCAAGAGUGACUGGACAUUCUUUUUUUUUUUUGACACAGAGUCCUCUUUCUGGAAAAUGACUGGGGCUUUUUGGCUCCGUAGAUCACUUUUAAGAAAAAGAAAUCACCAUUUUAAAGUCGCUUUUCACUUUAUAUCCCUCCACUUUUUCAAACUAAGGGCAGAAAGUUAGGACUAAAAUAGAUUUAUUUCUCUACAGUGGCCUACAGCCACCAGGAUGAAGCAGGAUGUAUUUCCUUUCCCUCCAGAACUGAAGCUGGUUGGAGAUAUAUAUAUAUAUAUAUAUAAUUAUAAAUGUAGAGUUCUUUUCUUUUUGCCUGAUGUCUUGUGAAAAUUACUUGACAAGUGAUGUUUGGAAAAAGCUGGGAUCGUUUCGUGCAGUUUUAGACACGGGUCCUUGGCCAACCGAACUUGCGCAAGAAGGAAUUUGUACAAAACUCUAUAUUCUGCAGCAUUU
Molecule: messenger RNA, 1896 nt
Organism: Python bivittatus (Burmese python)
Lineage: Eukaryota; Metazoa; Chordata; Lepidosauria; Squamata; Pythonidae
Gene: FOSL1
Product: FOS like 1, AP-1 transcription factor subunit
Biological process (GO): regulation of transcription by RNA polymerase II
Cellular component (GO): nucleus
Molecular function (GO): RNA polymerase II cis-regulatory region sequence-specific DNA binding; DNA-binding transcription factor activity, RNA polymerase II-specific
Source: RefSeq, a predicted model, not a curated record